This is a messenger RNA of Mangifera indica (mango), 1739 nucleotides long. RefSeq names its product serine/threonine/tyrosine-protein kinase HT1-like. The transcript has 3 exons. Gene Ontology annotation, biological process: protein phosphorylation. Gene Ontology annotation, molecular function: ATP binding; protein kinase activity. NCBI's taxonomy places the organism in Eukaryota, Viridiplantae, Streptophyta, Magnoliopsida, Sapindales, Anacardiaceae. The coding region runs from base 570 to 1649 and encodes 359 amino acids. The record is from RefSeq and is a predicted model, not a curated record.
GCAUUACAGUGUUGAGAGAGAGACAAAGCCAGCUCGCCCUUGCAUAUGCUUUCACUGCACAUCAUCACUAACAGCACCUCCACCAACAAUAACCACCACCCACCUCUCUUUCAUUCUCUUUCUUCCUUCCUUCUUCUCCAUUGAUUCACCCACCUCGAUAUAACCCCCUCCUAAUUUGUUUUUUGAGAAACCCUUGUGUGUCUGACUGUUUUUUUAAAAAGGUCUUUUUAUAGAUAUUCUACGUAAUCAGACUGCUUGUUUUUCUCUUCAUCUUGCCUGGUUUCGAGAUCUGGGUUGAUAUCGGAUGAAGACAACUUUAGAUUUCUUGUGAUUUUGUUCUCUGUUUCUGUUUUUUUUCUAGUUAUUAAAAUGAUUGAGAUGUGCUAGACUGAGUAGGUAUUAUUUGUGGUUCACUGCGCAUAAAAUCUCUCGAAAUGUGGUUGAAUGACUUGAGCAUUUUCAAGCUUUAAAGUUUAGUUUUCUCUUUUUUGUCUUUACAUUCUAAUUUUGGAAGAUCUUUGAAGGUUUAAAUUCGAUGAAUUUAUAUCAAAUCUUAUAAAAAAAAACCCAUGAAGAAUUUUCAAUGGUUGAAGCGAAUCUCCAUUAACAACAAACCUGAUAGGAGGCUCUCUCUUGGUGAAUAUAAGAGAGCUAUUUCGUGGUCUGAGUAUUUAGUCUCUUCUGGUGCAGCGAUAAAAGGAGAAGGGGAAGAAGAAUGGAGUGCAGAUAUGUCAGAGUUGUUUAUCGGCUGUAAAUUUGCUUCAGGAAGGCAUAGUAGAAUCUAUAGAGGGAUAUACAAGCAGAGAGAUGUGGCGAUCAAGCUCGUUAGCCAGCCACAGGAAGAUGAAAACUUGGCUUCUUUUCUUGAAAAACAAUUCACUUCAGAAGUGGCUCUCUUGUUUCGAUUAAAGCAUCCUAAUAUCAUCACUUUUGUUGCAGCCUGUAAGAAACCACCUGUAUUUUGUAUAAUCACUGAGUAUCUAGCUGGAGGGUCCCUAAGAAAAUAUCUUCAUCAGCAGGAGCCACAUUCAGUACCACUCAAACUUGUUCUGAAACUAGCGCUCGACAUUGCACGAGGAAUGCAAUAUCUUCAUUCACAAGGAAUACUUCAUAGGGACCUCAAAUCAGAAAAUUUGUUGCUUGGAGAAGAUAUGUGUGUCAAGGUAGCAGAUUUUGGCAUUUCGUGCUUAGAAUCUCAGUGUGGUAGUGCUAAGGGAUUUACAGGUACUUAUCGCUGGAUGGCACCAGAAAUGAUUAAAGAAAAACACCAUACAAAGAAAGUUGAUGUCUACAGUUUUGGCAUAGUUCUUUGGGAGCUUUUAACUGCAUUAACACCAUUUGAAAACAUGACCCCAGAACAAGCUGCAUUUGCAGUCUGCCAGAAGAAUGCUAGACCACCGUUACCACCAACAUGCCCUGCGGCAUUCAGUCAUCUCAUAAACCAUUGCUGGUCAACCAAUCCAGACAAACGACCACAUUUUAAUGAAAUAGUUUCGACUUUGGAAAGUUAUUUGACAUCUGUGGAGGAGGAUCCAGAAUUUUUAUCAAACUUUGUACCUUCUUCCCCUGAUCAUACUGUUAUAAGAUGCUUACCAAACUGCAUUGUAUGGAAUCGUUCUGCUCAUUUAAAGCCUCUGAGCUCUUCUUAAUUCAAAUGUGAUAUAAAUGUACCAUAUUUUCAAUUGUGUAGGUUUUUAUAUAGACUUUUAGAUGUGGAAUUAGAAUUGUUUGCUUCUUCA